Molecule: messenger RNA, 6653 nt
Organism: Hyposmocoma kahamanoa
Lineage: Eukaryota; Metazoa; Arthropoda; Insecta; Lepidoptera; Cosmopterigidae
Product: signal-induced proliferation-associated 1-like protein 2
Exons: 15
Coding region: 328-3681 (1117 amino acids)
Biological process (GO): regulation of small GTPase mediated signal transduction; activation of GTPase activity
Cellular component (GO): cytoplasm
Molecular function (GO): protein binding; GTPase activator activity
Source: RefSeq, a predicted model, not a curated record
GCCUUGUUGUUUGCUUUUGCAAAUGUGAAAUAGUGAAUUAACUUUAAAUUUUGUUAUUGAAUUAGUACGCGAGAAGCAUUACGAGAAUAAUAAAGUACUAUAUUUAAUAAUCUGUGAUAGUACAUCAAACCUUAACGUCACUCUUAUUAUGUGGAAAUGAUGUACCAGUUAUGUCUGCGUUUAGAAAAUACAAUCACGAAAAUUUAGCAGUGUUGUUGUCUAAUCCUCCACAUCUGGAUUUAUUAACGAUGUCCAGAUAACAGAAAAUGACAAUUGCUCUCAUUACCCUACCGCAAGCGAUGAAAUAGUGCCUAACAAAAUUAUGCCAUGUACGCUCCCGAUCAUCUUCGACGGAAGGAAACCAGAGAUGUUAUGUACCGGAGUAAUUCUAGCCUUGACUUGAUAUACGCUGAGCACCCGUCAGGGAAUGGCUUAAGGCGGGAAUAUGGAAGUCACGGGUCUAUCGACGUGAUCGGCGGGGCUAGCGAAAGGGUGCCUGCAAUGGUGCAUAAUUAUAGCGGCGCUUCGUUUUCGGAUAAAACGCCUGGACUAGGCCGCGAGCGCCUCUCUGAGGUCCUCGCUGGUGAUCAUGCUGACGGGCCUCCUCGUGCGAGUGCUAGCCCGAAGCCUCGACUCAAGCUCAACAAAUUAUGGGGAGGUGCAGCUCCCGCGCUCUCCCGGGCUCCACUUGACGAACAACCUAUUACACUUGAACAAAAGAGAAAACAAUUUGCCCAUUAUGAUUGUCAAUCUCUUAUGGCCAACUUGAGCUAUGCCGCUGAAAUACGAGGUGCACUUCUCAGUCGGAGACGGAACACAACAACCGGGGCAUCUGCAGCAUCAUUGCUAGCAACACGAGGUCUGCCUCCAGGGGAUGACGCUGUCCCAGAUAUGGGUGAUGGCAGAUGUAAUGAACUUUUGGAAAGCUGUCCUUUCUUCAGAAAUGAAGUUGGAGGUGAAGAAGAACGUUGUGUCUCGUUGUGUUGGCGCACGGCCCGCGGUGCCAUUCCAGGCCAAGCCGGAGGCUGGCAUCGUCCCAAAGCCUCAUACGGCCUCUCCGUGCUCGAGUUCCCACCUGGCAACUCCCACUGGCGCCAUUGCUGCCCCUUCGCCCGAUCUCUUGCGCCACUGCCUAUUGAAAGUCAAGACCUUGGUGCAUUGUAUUACAGGAACUAUUUUUACACACAACCUCAUCAGAAUUGGUUUGGAAUGGAUGAGAAUCUUGGGCCGAUUUCUAUAUCUAUCAAGAAAGAGAGGGUAGAAUUGCGCCGAGGUGGAGGCGAUGCGUCCGCUCCUGCUUCGCAACUGGCCUGGCAAUACCGCCUCAUCAUUCGCACUUCUGAACUGCUCACAUUACGCGGCUCCGUAUUAGAAGACGCGCUACCCACCGCAAAACCUAGCAACAACAGCACGGCGUACAACACAAAAGAAGUGCUCGAGUAUGUCGCACCCGAGUUGCAAUUAAAUUGUUUGAGACUGGGACUUACAAGCAGUGGUGCCGAGGAGCAGUUACUUCGACUCGACGAGCAAUGCGUAACAAGACACUACAAAGUAGGGGUUAUGUAUUGCAAAACUGGACAGUCCACUGAAGAAGAAAUGUACAACAAUCAAGAAGCUGGACCUGCGUUUGUGGAGUUUCUACAAAUGCUGGGUCAGACUGUGAGAUUAAAAGACUUUGACAAGUACAAAGCAGGUUUGGACAAUCGGACAGACUCUACUGGCCUUUAUUCUGUGUAUACUACGUAUCAGGGCUGUGAGAUUAUGUUUCAUGUGUCGACAAUGCUUCCUUACACACCGAACAAUAGGCAGCAGUUGUUGAGAAAGCGUCAUAUAGGCAAUGACAUAGUAACAAUAGUCUUCCAAGAACCGGGCGCGGCGCCAUUCACGCCGCGAAAUAUUCGGUCGCAGUUUCAACACGUGUUUGUGGUGGUCCGAGCGAUAGACCCUUGUACUGAAAACACACAUUAUAGCAUAGCUGUGAGUCGUGCUAAAGAAGUGCCUUUAUUUGGACCUCCAAUUAAAGACGGAGCUAUUUACCCUAAGGGUGAAGCCUUUACGGAUUUGCUUCUGAGUAAGGUGAUCAAUGGUGAGAAUGCAGCGAUUCAGUCGCCAAAAUUCAGCACAAUGGCGACGCGCACGCGACAGGAGUACCUGAAAGAUUUAGCAAAGAAUUACGUAACGGCCACUACCGUGGACACUGGACAGAAGUUUUCAAUAUUUUCUUCCCUAUUAAUGAAGAGCGCGAGCAGUUCAAGCAACAACACAAUCUUACCUCGCGUUGAGAGCUGUGCUAACGACGUACUAGUCGGUGGAGCCCUUUGCUUCCACGUGCAUGUACAAGACGAAGGUGCGGGCGGCGCGUUACUGGAUUGCAUCAUGGGCGUCUCGGCUGACACCGUAGUUUGCGUCGAAGAUAGUACGCGACAAAUUGUCCUCGUGCUGCCUACUAAUUCUUUGUUGGGUUGGGUGGUUAGCGGAGGCUGGACUCGAGUGUACUACCACCGCGGCGAGAGCGUGAGAAUAAGAGGAGGAUCUGAAGCCUUGCUACGUCGGCUAGCCAGUGUCGCACCGCCUCACGCGCACUCGUUACAAGAACUCACUUUAGAACGUGGCGCCGCAUCGCAGCUUGGCUUCCACGUGCAGCCGGACGGGUUGGUGACGGCGGUGGAAGGCGGCGGGUGCGCAGCGCGGGCGGGCAUCCGUCGCGGCGUGCGCCUUCUCGAGGUGUGCCGCGCAGCCGUGGUGGCGUUACAUCACGACCAACUCGUCGACCUGCUCAAAACAUCGGAUCCUGUCACUGUGACAGUAACGUUCGCGAGCAGUUCCAAGUGCCAAUGUGAGUCCCCGAUCGAAGAAUGGGCGGGACUAGCUCGAGCCGAUGCGCAGCACCCCGGCCGGCCGCGCCGCGCAUAUGAGCGAGGACACUCACCGCCGCGGUCAGAUAGUUCGGGUUAUGGCACUGGUGGCUCAGGCCGAAGUGCGCGGCGGUCACCGCAGACAUCUCCAGUAUCCGAAGCGGCCCUGCGAAGGCGGUCGCACGACGGCACCGCUUCGCCGCGGCAUCCCAGGCACAAACGCACCUCAGUUAAUACCAACUCGCUUACGGAGGAACUAAUGCGACUAAUGGACGCGGAGCUAGGCGAGAGCGGGCGACAGACGAGUACAACCGGCGGAAUAGCACCUCCAGUUGGGGCCCCGCCUGUGGGGGUCCCCCCAGUGGGCGCGCCGCCGUUGCCACUCUGCGACGCUGCGGCUCUGGACUGGACUGCGCUCGUACAGACCGCCACAAGGGCUAUGUUACAGAUAUGUGAGGAACAUCAGUACCCAUCGAUAGAGAACCCUGAUCCUCCGAUAGACCCAUUGACCAAUGAGCCACCAGUGCAUGACUCGUGGUCUGAAUUGCCUACCAACGACACAACACCACCAGUGCCCACUCCAGCACCAGCGCAGAGCGGCACUCCUAGUGCAGCCACGCAGGCGUCGUGCGGGUGUGGGCUGGCUGCGCGCGUCAUCGCCUUGGAGACCGACGCGACGCGUGCGCAAAGGCUGCAGCGGCAGCUUGAAGACGAGGUUCGUCGCCUGCGACGCCACAACGCUCGUCUCCGCGAGGACUCCGCACGUGCUGUUUGGCAGCUCCGCCACUUCACGCAGUGGCUCAACCGCACCGUGGAUAGACAGUGAUACCAAUCUUUUCAUUCAUUCUCAACUUUUUUCAAACCGACUGUUGAGCGACUAUUAUAUCGGGCUCAGUAAUAUAAUAAAUAGGAUAUUUCCUACCUUGACACGAACCGUACCUACAUCAAUAAUCUACAGUAACGUGACUCUCUACAAAUUAUUUAUCAAUAUAUGUAAUUAUAUCCUUAUUAACAAUUUUGUAUCUAGUAAUUCGUAUUUUGUCUCUCUGACCUGAUUAGUGAAACAAUCUAUAUUUUGUCGACGAUUUUGUUUUAUAAUGCACACGUACAUAAUUACAUUUUAACUGUUGUGCAAAAACUACAUUAAAACCUAUGUGAACAUUAGACAUUUGCUGGUCUUGCGCAACGAUAUAGAGUAGAAGAAGACAACUUGUCUUUUUCAACAAUAUUUUAGGACAAUGCAAUACAAAACAUUACAGUGACGUCAAACGAGACAAAAAGUUAUAAAAGACAUUCACUAUAGAAUAUUAAUGCCACUUGACUCUUUGUCCCUGUACUAUAUAACCCGUAUUAUACCUUAAAAUUAAUAAUCGUAUCUGCCUAGUAUGUUAUUAAUGGAAAGUCACGUCUCAAUACGCAAACCUUUACAAAAUAGGUUAACAAAUUAAACCUACAAUCGUCCAUAGAGAUCAUAAAAUAAAUAAUUAAGUCCGCAUUACGUUAUCUACAGAUAAUAGUAAUCAAUGUAAGUAGAUUAUUCGUUUAAUAUGAAUCACCAAUAAAUCUGAAUAUAUAUUGAACUAAAACGUUCUUGACUCGCUUUUACAAAUAAGCAUUAUAUUUUACUACAAUGUAUUCGUGAAUGCACGUUGACAAACACUAUAAUUAAUAAACUUAUUUAUAUAAAGGAUGUAAAUAUCUAAGAGAACAUAACGGUAUCAUUAUUUCAACCCUACACGUUCAUAGUGAAUGAGCCGAGUUCACAAUUGUGUCAUUUUGCCAUUUCCGCCGUGUCUCGUAACCACAGUACAUCAGCGAGACAUCAAACCGCAGUGAGCAUACAUACUACUAGAGACGCAAUGUCCUACUAACAGUUGUCUAAAAUGUGGGACAACUUUGCAAAUUUAAAGACUAGCUUUGAAUCUGAGUGAAAUUUCAACGAAAAAUAUAUUUGUCUCGUUUUUUCUAAUGUCAAACUUAUUAUGUCAAAAUGAAAUGGUCAUACAUAUUGCAUUAACGGAUACGACCAGUGUUACCGGUUUAGAAAUAAUUUUCCCUAAUUUUUUGUAGCGUCACUGAUGGAAAGAGACAGCAGAGAUAGAUAGUAAUCAGAAUGGGAAUGAACGAGUGAAAUAUACAUGACAAUGUGUCAACUUAAGGGUCCGCUUGAAAUUCAUAGUUCUUUCAAAUAAAUUGUAAAUAUGAAGAGAUGACUUUCUAAUCUAAGAAUUUCACUGCUUUUCUAGUAUUUUUUAUUUAUUGGAUAAAGAUGAUAAAAAUACUGUCUUUCGACAAAGUUUCUGUUUCUGUUUAACGAAAACAAAUUUAUAAAAGGGUAGGUAUUACGAAUUACGUGAUACACAAACAUUUAACUAUAGUUUAUUACAAAUUAUUAAACGCCACUGUGCAUCAUUAGCUUGUUGUACAAUUGCCUUGUUUUCUUACUCAAAUUAUCUUUUCGUAAAAGUCGUAUAAUUUUUAUCCACUCCAUCCAGCGCGUUCGAUCUUUAGGUAUUCUGGGAAACAAACAAAAUAUCACUUUUAAUAUUACGUAUUAAUAGUAUUACGGUUACACUUUACGUUAAAACGUUACAACGACUAAACUUGAAUUAGAAUCACGUUUUCACUACGAAGUCAAAGUAACUUUUUGAAGUUAGGAAAGGAAGGGUUAACUCCCAAUAUUAUGGGCAAAUGAAAAUUGGUUUACUGGCAACAUUGAAGUUUAAAAUAAAUUUAUUUUAGUUUUAUUUACGAUUCUAACCAAACCGAUCUAAACAAACAAAAGCAAACUUACCUGUGGAAAGUAAUCUAAGUAGUUUUACGAUCAUUGUCAAAUCGAGAAUUGCAAAUUUUAAUUACAUUUUCACCGUUUUUGAUACUUUUUAUCACGUCUAGGUGACGUCACCAUCUGUCAAUCAGUGAGUUGUACUCACUCGAAUUCAAGAUGGUGACUGAUGUCACUGUUGCCUGUAGGGAACAGCGCCGUGGGUACCGUUUGGAGGCGCAGAUUGCGGAUCUGUUGUUUGCAAGUAUAAUAUUGUCAAAACGUGUUUACGAGGCGCGAGAGGGAAUCUCAUCAUUGGUCGAAAACAUUACACUUCCAAAGUAUCGAUAACCAAUAGCUUAAAGGGAAUAAGUCUCUCACCUACUAAAUGACCAUUAAACUAUAGUUAUAAUAAGACAAGUAUGGUAACUCCAUACAAACUGGUUUGUACGAGGUCGCGCCCGUCGUGUACCGUGUAUGGACGCACAGUACAUGUAAUACAUUCGCAUAAUCUCGCGAUGCAUUCGCAUUGCAUAGCGCUGGUAUAUGGAAAUACCAUACAAACUUAUUAUUAUACUAUGAUCAAAGCCUUAGUUUAAUAAAACUCAUAGUGGUACACCAAGCGUGUAGUAAAUUCUUAUGAUUAAACCGCGCUGCAUCUUAUGAAUUUUGUGCCUUUUGCUGCGCUUCUAGAGAAGCCUUUGUGUAGCGUAACUUUACGGAAAAACGUAUGUUACAUAAUAAAUUACAUUGCCUGAUAUUAAACAAAUUAUUAUGUAUAUCUAUCUAUCUACAAAUAUUCUGUAUUAUAAAGUUGUAAUUUCUAAUCAUUGAUGUUAUUUAAUGUGGUUUGUUAUUACAAAUAAUGUAUAUUGAUAAACUUUGACGUCAUUUUCAUAAUUCAUUUCGUAUAGAAAAUACCUAUUUGGGUUAUUUUCAAGUUAGUUUUCUCUACCUAAUUUCGGUCGGAAUUUUUAUUAUUUAAGUAAUCGAAUAUAUUAUCAUUAAAUAUCAAAUAAUAUUUCAGGAUACCA